AUGCCGUUCGAGCUGGUCGCCGCCACCGGUCCGCCGGACACCUCCUCGAUGCUCGCAGAGGAGCGCCGCCGGCAGCCCCAUUCCAGCACCGACAUCUAUACCAAUGGUGCUGCCUCUGGUGAUGCCGGGCUCGCAUCCUACUUCGACCCGAUCAACAUGGGGAGCGCCUUUCAUCCAGCAUCGCCGCCUGCUGCGCUGGCUUCGAACCAGCAGCCAGCCAGCCCCUCGUCGCCGUCCAUAGGUGGCGCCCGCACCACCGGCCAGGCGGCACUCUCGCCCACCCGCAGCCCUCUUGGCAUCGCCACUACGUUUGCGCGUCCUUUGUCUGGAUCGUCUGCGGCUCCGGACCAGCCGCCUUCGCCGUCCUACUUUGCCAGCGUCGCCGCCUCGUUCUCCUCUGCGUCGUCGUCGUCCCCAGCAUCGGGCCGACAGCCGACCAUUACGUUCACGGGCGCUCCUGCCGAGAGCACCAUCGUCGCGCCCACGAGCCCGAUGCGGCCCGGCGGUUCACAGCAGGACCUCCAGAGUCUGAUGUCCGCGCAGUCGGUGGUCGGCCACGCAGGCCACGGCGCACCCGCAGUCACAGCGCUGCCCUCGCCUCCGCUCUUGGCCCACUCCCCCGGGGAUGGAAGCUUUAUGGGCCAUUCGCAGGCUCCCGUCUCUCCCGGAGGCUCGAUCCGGUCAAGAGGGCCAUCUUCGCAGAUCGGGUUCUUCGCCUCGCUCCGGCCGUCUUCGCCCAAGGUCGGCUCACAGCUGCGCGAGGACGGCGCUUCCGAGCGGAAGCGCGACAAGGCCGACCGGGAGCGGGAGCGAUCGUCCCUUGGCACCAGCAGCGGCCUCGAGGUGGAGCCCAGGGCGAGGCGCCCAAGCAGCGUCUUUGAGCAGGUCGGCAUCGUCUGGGAGCGGUUCGGACGCAAGGUGCAUCACGUCCGCAACUCGACCUCCGAAUCCGGGCCAGGGUCGCAUAAGCGGGGCAACGGAUCGCUUGGCGCCUCCAGCGCCGCCGCCGAGGCUAGCGAGGAGCGGCCCCCUUCCACGGGAUCGAGCCUUUCGGGAUCGCAAACCUCGCCCUUCCAAGGUCCCUCGCCGGUCGAGAUCGACCGGCGCGGUUCGGCCUCGUCGAGCGCAGAGCAGCGCCUACCUGCCUGGUUGGAGGAGUCUCUGGUGGGAGCAGGCAUAGCUUCGGCGACCUCGCCAACCUCCGCAACGUUCGCGCGCCGCGAUAUCGAAUCCCGAUCGCCAGCGCCUAGCGUCGCUGCUUUGAACGCAGCAGCCAGCCAUGGCGUGGACGCACCAGGGGGAAGCUUGGGGGUGCAGACGGCGAACACGGCUGCCCGCAGCGCCCAUUCCAGCCCGGCUUCGCCUUCCCGCGAGCCGACAGAGUACGUCGACCACGUCGGCACCGACAGUCCGGCUUCCCGCGGUGGCAUCAUGCGGCAGCUGUCGGCCGGUUCGAAUUCGUUCGACGAUGGCCUUCUGCCCGGUCCGUCUCAUAUCCGGCGUCAUAGCCUCCUCGACCGCGUCCUCAUCCAGGUCACCGAGGACAACGAGCGCUUCUCGGUGGUCGACGUCUCUGGCGUCGAUUCAGCCGAUGCGAUCAAGGAACGGAUGUUUGCCAAGCUUCAUCUCUUCGAUGAGGACUUUUCAAACUUCCAGCUCUUCCGUACCGAGAUCGGUCAGGCGAGUGCGACAGGGCCCGUGGUCAACGACGAUGCUCUCCUCGCCCUUUGCCUGCAAAUGGGCGACGAUCGUGGCACGCUCAAGUUUCUCGUCCACCAGGCCGGCCCGCCCACCAAGCCUGCUAGUCGGGCGCUGCCGCCUCUGACGACAUCCUCGCCUCGGAGGGCGCUCAAGGACCUCGUGGGGCCAUUACCAGAUUCUGCGGCUGAUCAUCGCCGGGCUGAGAGCCAGUCGUCAAAAUCGUCGAUCAGCGACGCUCUCGUGUACUCCGAGAUCAUGACACACGACGACGGCGGCGGCGGCGACGGUGCCACCGAGCCUGCACAUCGGCGUACGGGCAGCGGUCUGCAAAGGUCCAAGGCGCAGUCUCGGCGGGCCCUUCCCGACGCACCCGCCACUGGAGACGAGUUGCGCUCCCCGGUGCAGGGUGCUAGGGGAUCGCUAGGGGGCUAUGAUCGUCGUUCGACAGCCUCCUCGACCGACGGCUCCGAGCGCAACCGAGGAGGCGAGCCGCCUCACUCGAGGCGGGCAGAGGCAUCCGAAGUCGACGCUGCGCAGCGAUCGUUCAGCCCACCCCUGCCUUCGCCACAUGCUCGGAACGCACCGCAGCAGACUUCGACGCCGUUUGGGUCGGCUCUCCGUGACGGCGACCGCGAUUGGCCCUCUGCGGCUUCCAACUUUAGGCCACCGGAAGCGGGAUUUGCCGCUCACAUCCAACCGCAGUACCAGAGCUCGCCCCAGACGCAGCAACGUUCGCCUUCGCACGCUGCCGAGGCGGCAUACCGAGCCGGCGAUAGGGGAGGAGCGCCCCUGCCUCGUUCCCUGCAAGCUGCUGCACGACCGGCUCCGAGCUCGCAUGGUCAGAUGCCUUCUGAGCAUGGUCAAAACGGCCAUGCUCGCCUCCGUUCCGAGGGAGAAGAGGGGCAGGCGACGGCCAAGGCCGCCUCCCAGCUGACCAUCCACAGCGCCAAGAGCAUGGAUGACCUACGGAAGCGCCCGGCGCCACCACCUCCACCGAUGCCGCCGAGGGUGGACAUGGCUAUGAUCGGCUCGUUUGAGCGCGACGGCCGCUAUCCGAACCCAGCCAUCGUGCGGCCGUCGACGGCGACACCAUCGCAGAAGGAGCCGACGCAGGUGCAGCGGCAGCUGAGCUCCGAUGCGCACCUCGGCUUGAGACUGAACUCGCCGGGCAUGGCGCCGGACCCUCGAGCCUUGCAACGCAAUCGCAGUGCCCAGGCUGCGCUUGCUAUAUCUGCAAGUCAGCCCAAUGCCGCGAGCAGCGUGUCUGGGGCCGCCAUGAGGAUCCCCUCGGCCCCGGCGCCGAUGCGAUCACCGGCCAUGUCCGGUCGCGACGGUGUGCCGAUGGCGCAGGACUCAAGGCACGGCAAUCGACCCGUAGUCCUGGAUGACGCGCGCUUCGGCGGCCAUCGCGUACCCCAGCAGCCGCCCAACUACCCGGCCCAGUUCAGUCGGAUGGGUCCUGCCCAGCUCAACACGAGUGCGCCCGCCCCAGGGUUCGGCUACCCCGCGCAGCAGCCGAUGCAACAGCACUUCGCGGGCGGCCCCCAGCUUGCGUACGAGCCGCAUCGCGGGCAACAGAUGCAUCCGCCGCAUCCCGGCGAAUUCGGCGCGCGCCGUCCGUUCCAGCCGUACGGUCAUCAGGAUCCGCGCAUGCUUGGCAUGGGACAGGGAUCCUAUUCGCCUCGUCCGCACACCUUCCACGACGCCUCGUUCUCGCCGCAUCAACGCCCCGUCAUGGCGACCUCGCCACCUUACCGCAGCCGCGAGGAUCCCUUCACAAGCCUCUACUUUCCGGCUUCGAGCUCCAGGCAGGUCUCCGAGUUCCAAAUGACGGCUGGACGCCUCGAGCCCGGCAUGACUGUCCAGGAAACCAUGCAGCAUCGUCCCCACCAUGCCGGCCAUACCGCGCCACAGCCUUCUCACGGCCCGCGCGAAAUGCGCAGGCCAGCCACGGCUGCCGACAUGCCUGCCCAUUCGCAGCUCAGGCGUCCGCCCGCCGCCACGAUGUCUCCCCGACGUGAGCAGCAGGCCGUGCUUCCACCGGCGGUCGACUGGAGGCCGAACCCGCCUGCGUACCAACAGCAUCAGCACCAUCUCCAGCAUCAGCACCAGCACCAGCAUCAGCUCCAGCACCAGCACCAACACCAACACCAGCAUCAGCACCAGCACCAGCACCAGCACCCUCAGCCGCAACAGCAGCAGCAGCAGCAGAAACAUCACCAUCAGCAGCAGCAAGGGUCGAUUCAGCCAUCUAAUGGCCCGUCGAGCCACGUCUCGCAGCACAGGCUUCCAACCCGCGCUGUCCAGCACCCCGAGAACGGUGGCUACCCAAGUGCGGUCCCUCGCGAGGGCAACGUGAUUCGUGCGAAUGCGUCUGAGCGGUCGUCUGGCUCGUCUUUCGCCUCAAGCAACUCGCACAGGAUGGCUUUCGGCGAAGAUGACCGGCCCGGGCGUCGCUCGAUUGAGGAUUCCUUCAGCGCCCCGACAUCGGCGCGGAACUCGCAGAGCAGCACGACCAAUAUCGACCUGCACAAAGACGGUGCUGUCGAGGAUGACAGCCGCGGUGCCCAAGAAGGGGACCUCGAAGACGAGGACCUGAUGCACGUCCGACCCCUACCAAGGCCCCCGCAGCCUUCGCAAGCGGGGCAGGUGGCUAAGUCGACAGGAUCGGGGAACGGCCGUGGUCCCGCCGAGGACGCUGCCAGCGGUGCAGAAGGCCAGCGGGAUGGUGAGGGGACGCCCAAGCCUGUCGAUGGCGAGGGCACGCUCAAGGCGAGCAAUGUAGCGAACCUGUGGAGCUCUCUCGGCGCCCGCGCACUGGGCGAGCCCUCGGACACGCUGGCCAGCAACAGCGAUAGCGGCACAUUGCGGGCCGACCAGUCACGCCAUGCGGAUAUCGGCGAGGCUCCAUCGGCCGGUUCGAGCGCCACGGUCACGGCAGACGAUGCCCAGGCCGCGCAAGCAAAUACCAAGGCUGAUGGCAGCAUCCCGAGCAUCGAAGCGGCAAUGGACCCCGGCGAUGCCGGCACCUUUGCCUCCUUUGCGUCGUUCGACGACGACGAGAGCGAGGCGGGGACGUGGGCGCAGCCGCUGGACUCUGACCCGAGCGCUCCGCGCCUGCCUCUGCACUUCGGCGGCGCACAGUCAAGCGGCGAAGAAGUUGGCGAGCAGACUCUGCAGCCCGGGCGAGGACUCCUCUCCGCAGCCGGAAGCUCGACGCCAGCCGAAGUCGCCGCGGCAUCGCCUGCUGCUUCUAGCCCUCGCAGACCGGAGCUCCGUCUCCAGAUCGAGGCGCCCACCGCAGGCAGCCCGCAUCUCGCGAGCUCAUCGCGCCGAGCGUCGCCGCAUGUUUCCCCGCGGCCGACGUCCAGCAAGCUUUCCUCGAACAGCAAGGGCAACAGCGGUGGAGGCGUCCAACGUAGCUACUCGUUUGCCAAGCGCGACAACGACUGGGCUUUCCGACCUCCGCCCGAACAGCUCUACGAGAACCUCGACGACUUCUUUCCCAAGCACGACCUGGACAAGCCGCUGCUCGAGACGACGGGCGUGCCCGAGAGUCCGGUCGGUGCCGGCAGCCCCAAUCCGGACGUGAGCCCGAAUCCGGCCCAGCUGCAGCCGCCUUCCGGUGCCGCAGCGGGAGGCCAACUCGCAGGAUCGCUGAGUCGGCACAAAAAAUCAAUCAGGAUCGUGGCGCAGGACCGCAAGCGGUUCCUCGACCGCGCCGAGAAGCGCGUGUCGUUGUCUCCAGGCGCCGGCAACGCGGCCCUGGCGAGGCGUCGCAGCACCCGCCUCUGGGGCACCAAGGUGAUCGAGAUGACACCCGGUCAGGAAGUCGGCACCCCGGCGUCGGCCACCCCGGCCGAGUCGCCCUCUGGCGAGAGUGGUCGACGUCCCGUGUUCAAGUGGGUCAAGGGUGACUUGAUCGGCAAGGGCACCUACGGCCGCGUCUACCUGGCGCUCAACGCGACGACCGGCGAGAUGAUCGCCGUCAAGCAGGUGGAGCUCCCGAGGACGGCGAGUGACCGCGAAGAUAGCCGUCAGAAGGGGGUCGUCGCGGCCCUCAAGUCUGAGAUCGAGACGCUCAAAGACCUCGACCACCCGCACAUUGUCGCCUAUCUCGGAUUCGAGGAGACUGCGUCGUUCCUGAGCAUCUUCCUCGAGUACGUGCCGGGUGGCUCGGUCGGCAGCUGCCUCCGCAAGCACGGCAAGUUCGAGGAGGCGACGAUCAAGUCGUUCCUCCACCAGAUCCUCGAGGGCCUGGCCUACCUGCACAGCAAGGGCAUCCUCCACCGCGACCUCAAGGCCGACAACAUCCUGGUCGACUUUGAGGGCAUCUGCAAGAUUUCCGACUUUGGCACCGUCCGCCGCAGCGACGACAUCUAUGGCAACGUCGAGGACAUGUCGCUGCAGGGCAGCAUCUUUUGGAUGGCGCCCGAGGUCGUCAGCCUCUCCAAGAAGGGCUACUCGGCCAAGGUUGACAUCUGGAGUCUGGGCUGCGUGGUGCUCGAAAUGUUUGCCGGUCGGAGGCCGUGGUCGGACGACGAAGCUGUCCAGGCCAUGUUCAAGAUCGGUGCCGAGCGUCGCGCCCCGCCGAUUCCCGCCGACGUCACCCUGUCCAAGAAGGCCGCACACUUCCUCAAGAACUGCUUCGAGAUUGACCCGGCCAAGCGUCCGACGGCUGCACGACUGCUGGACCAUGUCUUCAGCGUGCCUGAAGAAGGCUGGCAGUUCCAGCAAAGCUCCCUGUGGCGACACCUGAAAAAGUAG
This is a messenger RNA of Pseudozyma flocculosa PF-1, 6468 nucleotides long. RefSeq lists its product as uncharacterized. The coding region runs from base 1 to 6468 and encodes 2155 amino acids. The transcript is spliced from 4 exons. NCBI's taxonomy places the organism in Eukaryota, Fungi, Basidiomycota, Ustilaginomycetes, Ustilaginales, Ustilaginaceae. The record is from RefSeq and is a predicted model, not a curated record. Gene Ontology annotation, biological process: protein phosphorylation. Gene Ontology annotation, molecular function: ATP binding; protein kinase activity.